AUGGUAAGUGUAGGAAUCAUUCUGCUUGUGACUAGUGAAGGGCCACGACCUGCUGUCAGAAGAAGGAAGCAUCAGCAUCAAGUCCAUGCUCAUGACACUCGUCUGCCAUCACAACAGCCAAAGGCACCAAAGCGAAAAGUGAAAAGUGAAGUGAUCAAUCUUUUACCAAAAAUUAAUGAGUCGAACAGGGAAAACUUAAAAUCACUAGUAACAUCUUUGAAUGAUAUCAGCACUAUCAUAUCCUCUUCAGGUGAUUUUCAUACUCUUAGAUCUUCCUCAAAUGGUAUUGGUACGCUUAGAUAUUCACAUGAUUUUCCUAGUCUUAAAUCUUACAACAAUUUCGGUACUCUGAAAUCAUUAUCGAAUGAUUUUAACACUCUUGAAAGCUGUAGAUCAGGAGACUACAGUGAUUAUCAAUGGUUUGAUGCCAAAGAUGAAAAAACUGAUUUAAUAGGUUGUGAAAAUAAAUUAAAUGUACCAGUUGAUGUCGGUGUUAAUGAGCAGUGCCAUGUGCUAGAAAGUCAUCAGAUCAGAAUAAUUCAAGAAAACUCAUGUAAGCGCAUAGAAGUUACAACACCUAAUCAUGGUGAUGUGCAGAUUGAAAGCAUGAAUGAGUUUAGUGUACAGACAAGAUGUGAUAUGCAGGAUGAUGAUUCUUCUUAUGAAGAUGCAGCAGCUAGUAUAGACAAUAUACAUUCUAAUCAGUUUGUGCAAAAUUUCACUGAGAAUCCUAGUUUAGCAUCAAAUACUGAUUCUGGAUCUCGUCAAGAAAAGACUGCUAGUGGCUUCUUUUCAUUCUUGCGUUGGUUCCGGAAAGGAAAGGAUGAUAAUGAUAACUGUGAGGCAGAUGAAAAUGGAGAAUUUAUUAAAGGACUGGCUGACCCAACAGUUCCAUCAUCGCCUCAACUAAUCCGUACCACAAGCUCCAGUUGUGGUAGCAUAGAUACACUUUUUAGCACUGCCACUGUUAACAGUUUUGCUUUUGUAGCACCCACAUCAUACAGACCUUUUGGUACUGCCAGUCAGCCAGAGAAACAAAUAGCAGUUGGCCCUGAUACUGAUACUUACAGGCAUAGACUACAUCAGAGAGACCAGAUAAGAGAACUUGACAGGAAUCUCACCUUGAGGAAGAAGUACCAUCUAUUUGGGAGUGGAACAUUAGUGAAGAGUGGUGUGAAUACCCCUAACCCUAGUCCUGUGAUAGAGAGGAAGAAUAAGGAUACAACAGAUCAGGAGAUACAAAUUCACAAUUUGACUCCAGGAAGCCAAAAUUCAACAUUCGGGAAAAAGAAACGCAAAGCCCCAGAUCCACCUAGAGCUGAGUUUAGUGAUAGUCUCCCAAAUUCAUUAGAUAAAUGUAGGUCUAAGAGUAAGAGUAUGGACAAUGGGGAUCCAGUAGCAGUGAGAAAGCCACGGCACAGGAGAACUGUUAGUGAUUCAUCAAAGGAUAGGAAAGCUGGUGCUUACUGUCACGUCAAGGGAAAGCGUAGAGCUCCACAACCACCGUUGCCAGUCAGUAAUUUAGAGCAGCAAGGUGGCAGCACCUUAGAUAGGUUCCGCAGUCAGUUUGGAAGUUUUGGAAGAAAGAAGAGACCUGCACCACAACCUCCAGAAGAAAGUUUUAAGAAGAGAGAUAACAAGGAACAUCAGGCCUCUCACUCAUAUCAAGAACGAAGCAAAUCAACUGUUGGACAACUCUCUCCUGAAGAAAAAGAGCGCCUUAUUGCAAAUAUAGCUAAGUUGAAGGCUCAUGCUGAUAAGAAGACCAAGAGCUGUAUAGACAUGGAUUCAGAUUCAAGAUUCUCUAGUGAACAAGUUGUAUGUAAUGACUCACUCAAGUUGGAGAGAGGAGUUCUGAAACAAAACAAAGAGUUGCCAAAGUUGGAUACUGUCACUUCAGAAAGUAAAGUAGUGCCAGUGUCACCUAGGCCCUGGUAUAAAAGAAGCCUUACAAACAAGGAUGGGUUAAGUGGACUCAAGAGAGAUAUUUUCAAGAGUCUAGAAAAGAAGAAGGACAGAGAAAAGGAAAAGCAUGAAGAGUGGAUGCCUGAAGUGGGCAUUCCCAGAGUUAUAGGAAAUGGUCUGUCUAAUGAUGGUAGCAGUUGCAGCAGUACUAACAGCAGGUUUAACAUUUUUGCUAGACUUGAAAGGAGUGAUGACAAGAAAAAGGAGGUUGAGAAGCGUAAGUCACAGGUUUCGAUGCUGGCCAACAUCAGUGAGUUAGAUAGGGAAGCUGCAGAAAUUGUUCAAAAAGAGCAAGCACGGGAGCAAGCACUCUUGGCUGCUCAUGAUGCAAAGUUCUACUCCUAUCCUGAUGUACCAGUAAUGGAUGGUUUGAGUGACGAAGUGGAAGUACCAAAGCGUAGCUCUGCUCGUGAACUUAUAUCUCUCUUUAAUGCAAUUGGUAAUGUUACCAAAGUCACUGUCAACUCCACUUUCUUUUCAAAAGAAGGCUCUAGCUUCUUCUCAAGAGAAGGUAUUGAAAAGAGGUUUUCUUUUAUGGGAGAAAGUGUACGUACUAAUGAACAAAGAGUUGUGAUUGGUGAAAAAACAUUUCAACAGCAGCAAGAAAACCAGUCAUUUGUCAUACAAUCUAACAGCUCAUCAAGGAUUUUCCCUGAUGAAGAUAAAUGCAGAAACUUGGCUGAUUCAACCAGAAUGACUGUAACUUCAGAUUUAGCAUCAGACAUUACUAUAGAAGAAAUUAAGGAUGAUCUUGAUAAAUCGUCUCGAUCUAGAGUGAUGUAUGAAGCUAACAAAUCUCAUCGACACCAUUCUCCCAGUCCAAGUAUUCCCACUAUUGCUGAACAGUCAGAAUCUGCAAGUUCCGUAGCCACAACACCAGCUUCUACUCUGGAUGCACACCCAGGUAGUAAUAAUCAUGGCAGUGACAACAUUCCUGUGACUAACACUUCAGAUGAUUUGCAACAUGCAAAACAGGUGACAGUAUGGAGCUGUACUAGAUGCACCCUGGAGAAUCCACGUUGGAAAAUCACUUGUGAUGCCUGUGGUAGGUGGAGGCCCUCUGUUCCAGAUGAGAAGCCAGAUGUAUCAAAAUGUGAUGAGCCAUUUCAACGACCCACAUCACCAUUGCAUGACACUAAGAUACCAGCAAACAAAGUUCAACUUAUAAAAAUGGAAUUAUCAAAGAAAGGGAAGGGAAUUAAUUGGGAAGAAGAGUUGAAGCGAUAUUUACCCAACAAUGAAUUGAAAGCUGUUAGAAAUAAUAAACAUGUUUCCAAGCAGCCCAUUGAAGAUAAAGAUCAUCUUGGAACAGAGAACAUUGCAAGAGUUUCUGUCGAUGGUGUACAGAUAAAUUCAAGCACUAUUAACCAGAAUGGAGCAGUACUUGAAAAUUAUACUGGAAAGACAAAAUGUGAAGAGUUGCUCACAAGCAAAAAUAAAACCAUAACUUCGCCGUCUUUAUUUUCAGGAGACUUAAAACAGGGUAAAGAGAACUUCAACAAAGAUGCAGAAGUAAUUUCUUGUACUGUAACAGUGAAUGGUGCAGGACCAGUAAUUGAAAGACCUGAUGUGGAUGAAGUGAGGAAAGCUAGACUUGCAUUUUUUAAUCGAACAACUGAAACAAAUGAUGACUUGAUUUUCAGUGAUGAAAAUUCUGUGUUAACUACUGUACCAAACAUAGAACAAAAAGUAUGUGAUGAAGUCAGUAGUGAAUUGGUGACUAUGAAAAAUCAGGUAGAUGGAAAUGAACAAUUUAAACUUAGGGAAAUGCUAAAAGAAAUGAAAAAUUCCCUUCCUAAGAGACCCGUUAGAUCCACAAAUAGUAUUGGUAUGAGUAAAAAUUUAGAUGUUGGGAAUAGUUUAACAUCAAGUGAACAUGAUAAUAUUGAAUCAAAACUUGUAAAUGAUGCACAUAAACUUGGUGCAAUUAAGAAAGAUCCACAGAAGAUAUCAAAAUAUGAAUCUAAAAUUAUUAAUAAUACAUCAGGUACUAGAUUUAAGCAAGAAGGUAAACUGAAACUUCCAAAUGGCAUUAAGGAAGAAAACAGUAAAGCAGAGGCCAUUCUCAUUACAAGCAAGACAGUAUAUGAGGAUAUUAAAGUGAAGAAGGCUGUUAAACCUAUGAAGGUAUCAACGUCUGUACAAACAAGUUCCAUCAUGGAAAAGGCUGAAGCAGAAAAAGGAGAAAGGUCAAAGAAUUCAGACUUGGUGCCUGUGACAGUGGAGGAAUUUUCAACUACUGGGAUAAAAGAUGGUGUUCUUUAUACAUCCUUAAACAAGGAGUCACGGCGCAUCGGCAAAGGAACAUUUGAAUUAAUCCAUGCAAGGGAUUUUGCGAAUAUUGAGGCAACAAAAAUUUGUGGUGAAUCGAGUGCUGUCCAUGUCUAUGCCAAUGUUCCUCCAUCUUCCCUCCCAGAACAGAACUCUCACUUUGUCUCUGGAUGUGUUACUCAGCCUGUUUUCCCUUCUCAGCAGCCAGUACCAGCUUUGGUCCAGCAGUGUAGUGGAAACAAAAGGAAUGUUAGUGAAACUGAAGAAAUCACACAGAAUGAAAAGAAGAACAAUCAAGAGAAUCAAGGUGUUGCAUUGUUUGAUGCCACAUCUAGUGUUAUUUCUGCAAAUUCAGAUUCCAACCAAGGAGGACCUAUUCACAUGAAUCAAGCAGCAUCUGAAAUGAGCAAUUUCUCAGUGACAAGUGUCAGCAGUAGUGAUUGCAGUGAGGUUGAAAGGCUAACUGCACAGCUCACACUCCCCAAGGGAAUAGCAGACUUCAAAGCGGAUCUGCAAGCAGCACUUCCACAGCAGAACAUGAAUACCCUUGCUAUUAAUCGUUUACUGCGUCGUCUUGAGGCAGCUAUUGCUGGUGGACAGCAUAACCAGGCAGCAGUGUUAGCUAAGGACCUUGCUCGGCUGAAGAUAAACUGCUCUGUGACUCGACAGCGUCGUAGCUUGGAUGCUGGUCCAGCUUCUAUUUUGGUUGAUAUGUAUGUGGAGGAUAAAGUGUCACACCAAGGACCCAUCUCUCUGCAAGUGAUUCCCACCAUGACAGUUGCUCAGUUGAAAGAAAAAGUUGAAGAGGAAUUUGAGAUUCCAGUUGGAGUUCAGCGCUGGAUUCUUGGAAAGCUGCUGGCUUCAGAUGACACUAAAAUGCUGCAGGAUCACAAUGUAAAUUCCAAUGGCUGUCCAAUGUUCCUUUAUUUGGUUGCACCUGAUGGUGAGCAGGAAGGAGAUGCCAUAGGCACAGCUGGUAGCAUAGAGAAGCACAAUGCAUGUGAAGUUGUUGCUAAAGUUCCUGGUCCACCACCACUGCCUGAGCAGCCUGGAGGCUGGUAUUACAACAAUGAAGAAGAUCGGUACAGUUUUUGUGAGGAUACUGAGUCAGAAAUGACAGAUGAUGAAGAAAGUGAAUUCAAAAAAGAAAAUCCAGUAAAGGAAGCUAAUAAACCAGAUAAAAUUGUUCUUGAAGACAGCAGAAAAGAAACAGAGGAGGAAGAAGAAGAAGAUUAUGAUGAUGAUGGUGGUGGUGGUGGUGAUGGAAUAGUUGGUGCAGCAGCUGUAGUGAUACAUGAAAAACCAGUAGUGCUACAAGCACCAGUCAUUGGCAGACCAUUCAUGACACAGGCUCCGUAUUUCCUGAAAACAGUAGUGGGUCAGCAUCCAAACAAACCAUCUUCAAGCCAAACAUCACAGCUUCAGAGACCACAGAAAAAUUCUAAUCCUUGCAAAAAUCAAGUUUAUCAGUCUCUAGAAGUAACACCGACAGAGAAAGAGAUUGCUGAUCAGAAAUCAGGGACUCUCCGGCUUGGUUGGAAAUGCCCUGUCUGCACACUUGUCAACUCACCAACACGGCCUGGAUGUGCAGCUUGUACAACUGAAAGGCCCUUACGAUACAUUGUGCCAGUGGAGUACCGUGCAAAUAAACAGGAAUUGCAGCGUAUGAAACAGGAGCAAAAGGUGGACAAUGAAUUGCAACAGAUUACUGCAGAAGAGAGACAACGGGAUGCCGAGAAGCAGCAUCAGCAUUACUUACAGCUGGUGGAUCUAGAUAACACAGACUUGGUCCCUAAUGUAGAGCCAUUCGAAUGUUCAGUCUGCAUUGUUCAGUAUGAGGCUGGUGAGGGAGUUGUACUGCGGGAAUGUCUUCAUGUGUUCUGCAGGACUUGUCUUGCAAAUACUGUCCAGUUUAAUGAGGAAGCUGAAGUGAAAUGCCCUUAUAGAGAUGCAGAUUAUGCAUGUAAUAGUGUACUUCAAGAGAGGGAAAUAAAAGCCUUAGUUCCUGCAGAUAUAUAUGAACAACAUUUAGCAAAAUCUGUAGCCCAAGCUGAAAACAAGAUAGGGAAUGCAUUCCAUUGCAAAACUCCUGACUGCAGAGGAUGGUGCAUUUUUGAAGAUAAUGUCAAUGAAUUCAAAUGCCCUGUUUGCAGAAGAAUAAAUUGUCUCACUUGCCAGGCAAUCCAUGAUGGUGUGAACUGCAAACAAUAUCAGGAGCAAGUAAAGCAGGAAUCUGAAACUAAUGCUGAAGCUCGCCGAACAAAAGAGAUGUUGGAGGAAAUGGUUGAACGAGGAGAAGCAAUGAAUUGCCCUACAUGCCAAGUAGUACUGAUGAAGAAGUGGGGUUGUGACUGGCUGCGCUGUUCUAUGUGCAAGACUGAGAUUUGUUGGGUGACACGAGGACCCAGAUGGGGCCCAGCGGGCAAGGGGGACACCACAGGAGGAUGUCAGUGUGGAGUCAAUGGUGUGAAGUGCCAUCCCCGCUGUAAUUACUGCCACUAAGAAGUCUUCUCUCCAUGUGUGAUAAUACAUUAAUGUGAUUUGAAUUUGCAGUGCCUCAAUUUUUUGUAUUUUAAAUGGUGAAUUUUAAUAUUUUUCAUGUUCUAGUCAUAUACAAUGAAUCCAUUGUUUUUUCUAAUUUCGUAAUUAUAAUAAUGUCAUCCUAUAAUUAUACAGACAAACUGCCUUCAGUGUGACAAUAAAGUUAAAAGCAUGUUCUUGUUAA
Messenger RNA from Zootermopsis nevadensis, 6961 nucleotides. Lineage: Eukaryota; Metazoa; Arthropoda; Insecta; Blattodea; Termopsidae. The record is from RefSeq and is a predicted model, not a curated record.